Messenger RNA from Anguilla anguilla (European eel), 2669 nucleotides. It is a transcript of the gene abhd11, whose product is annotated as abhydrolase domain containing 11. Lineage: Eukaryota; Metazoa; Chordata; Actinopteri; Anguilliformes; Anguillidae. Gene Ontology annotation, cellular component: mitochondrion. The record is from RefSeq and is a predicted model, not a curated record. The transcript has 6 exons. The coding region runs from base 296 to 1102 and encodes 268 amino acids.
ACACGGCUAGCUGCGUAACUAGCUAGCUGAAAUAAGAUGACAUUGUUUUGCGCAGAAAAUAACUUGACGAGCCACGAUUGCCAAUUUGUAUAACACAUUUUUCAAAUUGCGUAAACUAACUAGCCAGCAAGCAAUCAAGCAUUAAUGACUAGCCAGCUUCCUAACUAGCUUGCAAGCUAACGUUAGCUCGUGAUCUCGGUUACAGUAAGAAGUGUGCGUGAUUAAAUUUUAGAUUGGGUUUGGGGGUGCUAGCCUAGCUAACGUUAGCUAUGGAUGCGUGAAUCUUAAGGUGGUUAUGUCAAGCCCAGUAAAUCUGACGUAUGAUGUGUUUGAUGGGAAAGGGACAGACACUCCCCUCGUAUUUCUUCACGGUUUGUUCGGCAGUAAAUCCAAUUUCCACUCGAUAGCCAAGUCUCUGGUGCAAAGAACAGGGAGAAAGGUGCUGACUGUAGAUGCUCGUAACCAUGGACACAGUACGCAUAGCCCUGUUUUGACCUAUGAAGCGAUGACCAGUGAUCUUCGGCAGCUCCUUGGCCAGCUGCACAUAGGAAAAUGUAUUCUGAUUGGCCAUAGUAUGGGAGGCAAGGUGGCCAUGUGCACAGCUCUGAUGCAGCCAAGUCUGGUGGAGCGACUUGUUGUGGUAGACAUCACUCCAGCGCAGUCCACGACACGAACCAACUUCCACGCCUACAUCCAGGCCAUGAAGGAAGUGAAGAUAGCCGGUGCCAUCCCCCGCUCUACAGCACGCAGGCUGGCCGAAGACCAGCUCCGCAAUCUCAUCAAGGAACGUUCUGUGAGACAGUUUCUCUUGACCAACUUUGUGGAAGAAAAUGGUCACUACGCUUGGAGAGUGAACUUGGAGGCCAUUUCUAAGCAUCUAGAAGACCUCAUGAGUUUCCCCAAUUUUGACGCAACAUAUGAAGGACCAACACUUUUUCUGGGUGGAAGCAACUCCGCUUACAUCAGCUCUGAGGAUUACCCUGAGAUCCAGCGUCUGUUUCCCGCUGCAGACAUCCAGUACAUCCCCGACGCCAGCCAUUGGAUCCACGCAGACAAGCCUCUAGACUUCAUCAGCUCCAUCAUUUCCUUCCUGCAGUCCUAGCCGCGUGUGUCGGGCGCCGCCCUGGACAGCCGGAAAGGGAGCUGGACCAAACAAACUUUACCAACACAGCGCAACAUAAUCCUCUAGGCCCCUCAGCUCGUAGCAGGAGGUCCUAUCGCACCUGUGCAUAUGUUUAAUGUAUUUAACCCGUUCUGUGUUCGUCAAGGUUAGGUUCUAAUCCAAAGAUUAUUUCACGCAAAUAUAUAUUUGUGUAUCUUUUAAUGGAGGUGGUUUUGGAUGAAGGUGGCAAGUAGCUGCUGCAGUCGUGGUGGGGGACAUUGGCUGUGCCAGCUUGCUAUGAAUCCCAUAUGUGGGGUGUUACAGGAUACUGCCCACCUUGCCUCUGCAUUCCAUGUAUUGGAGGUCAUUUUUUUCAAAGGAUAAUGCAACCUAUGCAACAGAGAGGUUGAACUUGUGUUAAGUGGCGUUUUAAUAGUGUGAACAGGCUCUAUAUACAUAUUUUUACUAUCACUAAGAGUAGUGUGAAUUUGAUUCUCUCAAGUAUGUGAUAGCUGCACUUUGGUUGACACUGAACCCGUUCAGUUUUAUCUUUCUACAAAUUUUUUCAACGGGUGAAAGUGGUAGUAUCUCGGGAGACAGCUUAGAUGCAGUACACGUUGUAAAUAUACUUUGUCCUUAUUCAAAUGUGUAGCUACUUAUACAAAUAUGAGAACUUGUCAGGUACUGUAUUUGGGGGACUUUAUUGAAACAAUCCGUUUUGUCAGUGACUAUCAGUUGUUUGAAUGUUGUUUGUUAUUCAUCUUAUUUAGGUGAUGACGCAAAGAGUUAUUAACUGUUAUAACCUUACACUGAGUAAAGAUUUGCUUAUUGACUUAAAAAUGCUUGCUGCCAUACUGUUGCCAAUUUACCAGACUGGUUUUUUGCCUGGUCAUUCCCUCUGUGUAGUUACAGUAAGGGAAACCAAGUUAAAUGAUAGUUCCUGUGUUCUAUGUUUUUGUUUAUGAUAUUGGUUCAGGAGCCGCCUUUGUGCCUAUGUAAUAUCAGAAAUAUUUUGUGCAAUAGGUAUAUCGGGCUCAUAUUCAUAAAGCGUUUCGGAGGGGCGCUGACUUGGGGUCAGUUUUCCCCCAUCUGUUGCAACAUUAUUCGUUAUGAGCUAAAAGGUAAGAUUGAUUCUAAAUGAGCUCUUCUAACCUGAGACGCUUUUUGACUACAGCCCCUGGCCAACAGUGAAGUAACUGCCGUGCAAGGCUAACGGAGCCCUAAAGCACAAUGUGUUAUGGUUAGCACUGGUAUUAGUUUUAAAGACCCUAGAUUGGAGCAUGUCCGCACUAGCUAUGUGCAACACCUUAUGGAUUUUGCCUCACGUUGUGUUGCACAAGGCAGAGUUCUGUCAUGUUGAAUAUUUCAGCUACUGGACUGGUUGUACUCUAGAAACUCAUUGUGAUAUGUGUGUAUUUGUAUAAAUGUGACUUUAUUCAACAGUGUAAACAACAUAAACAAUUUUUCUUCAGACACACCAUACACAGCUGUUACGGUUUCUGAAAGCAUGCCUUGUCAUUCUUGUAGGGUUGAUGAUCACAUUGUCAUUAAAUAUAUUAUUAUGCAA